This is a messenger RNA of Humulus lupulus (European hop), 492 nucleotides long. RefSeq lists its product as uncharacterized. The transcript has a single exon. Bases 1 to 492 code for a protein of 163 amino acids. The record is from RefSeq and is a predicted model, not a curated record. NCBI's taxonomy places the organism in Eukaryota, Viridiplantae, Streptophyta, Magnoliopsida, Rosales, Cannabaceae.
AUGGACCUUAUGAACCAAGUAUGUAAGGAUUACUUGGAUAAGUUUGUGGUGGUAUUUAUUGACGACAUACUAAUCUACUCAAAGACAGAAGCCGAACAUGAAGGGCACCUACGACUGACGUUAGAAAUGCUCAAGAAACACCAAUUAUAUGCCAAGUUUAAGAAAUGCAAAGUCUGGCUAGAAAAUGUGGUAUUUUUAAGACACAUCGUAUCCAAAAAUGGCAUAGAAUUAGACCCAACCAAGAUAGAAGUUGUGAAAGACUGGCCCAAGCCUAAGAGCUCCACCGAAGUAAGAAGUUUUCUAGGCUUUGCAGGAUACUAUAGACAAUUUGUUGAAGGGUUCUCCAAAAUAACCAUGCCCUUAAAAAAUUUGACAAGGAAGCAACGAAAAUUUGUAUGGAUGGAGAAGUGCGAAGAAAGCUUCCAAAUGCUAAAGAACAAGCUCAUAACAGCUCCAGUUCUAUGCAUCCAAAAUGACAAGGGCAAGUAUUAG